AUGCAAUUGUCUUCCAUUCCAGUCUUUGGCUUCCUCUUCAUUGUAAACCUUCAGCUAUUCAGCACAUACCCUAUCAGCACUGCCCUGACUGACACUGACAUGGACACCUUAAAGAUGAUCCUUCACAUACUAGAGGAGUCGGUUUCAGAGCAGACUGAGGUGGACCAGAGAGCCUCUCCAGAGGGAGAAAGUCUUGGCAGCUUAAACGUAGAAGGGGCAGUAGAUGGACAGCAGCCCCAAAUUGGAUUGGACGAGGCUGCAAUCAGGGAGUUUCUCUCAGCCAAGAAUCUGAAGAGCAUCCGCAAUGACUCCUCCAGGAGGUCCUCAGGCUGCUUCGGACGUCGGAUGGACAGAAUAGGCUCCAUGAGCUCUCUGGGGUGCAACACUGUUGGCAAAUACAAUCCAAAGUGA
This is a messenger RNA of Scomber scombrus (Atlantic mackerel), 411 nucleotides long. It is a transcript of the gene nppb, whose product is annotated as natriuretic peptide B. Gene Ontology annotation, cellular component: extracellular region; cytoplasm; nucleus. The transcript has 3 exons. Gene Ontology annotation, biological process: neuropeptide signaling pathway; cGMP biosynthetic process; negative regulation of systemic arterial blood pressure. The record is from RefSeq and is a predicted model, not a curated record. NCBI's taxonomy places the organism in Eukaryota, Metazoa, Chordata, Actinopteri, Scombriformes, Scombridae. Gene Ontology annotation, molecular function: hormone receptor binding; hormone activity. The coding region runs from base 1 to 411 and encodes 136 amino acids.